CAAUUUGCCAAAAUAUAUCUAUAUAUCUCAAAUCGGCUGCCAUUGCAAAGCUAUCGUCUGCGGCUAAGAGACUUUUUUUGGGACGUGAUUUAGUGCUUAAAUACUGUGAAAAGGACACUAAAAGUGGUGUAAAGGGUGAGAAAAGGUGUCCAAAGAGACAAUCACAAGUGCAGAAUUGGACAAAGUGUUAAAUUGUGCCGUGAAAACUUGUGGAAAAAUUCAUCGCAAAUGUCAGCAGGCGUGUCAGAUCAGCGAAUGAAAGGACAAGGAAAUCAAGAUCAUUGCGAUGAAUAUGAGUCAUGGAGACAACAACCGGCAAAUUAUGUACCAACGGAUCAACAUAAUGCAGGAGCUCAAUUCCAAUAUCCACCAUUUGGCGUAAGCGAUGGCACCUGGUCGAGCGGAAAUGAGAAUUUAGCAAUUCUAGGCGGAUACUCAGCGCAUGAUAACUAUGGCGUCGACAUGUUUGGUCCGUCCUUUGGACAACAAUCCUCCUACAACUACUUCCCUGGAAAUGGCGGGGAUUACAAUACGUGGGGUACACAGCAGGUUAAUGCCAAUCCGGGAGGGCCACAGCAGCAACAACAGCAACAACAACAGCAGCAGCAACAGCAUCAACGCAAAGGUUUGCAACACUAUGAUGACUAUUACAGAGACCAGGGUGUCUAUCCCCAUGAUGGCAUCAAGGCAAUGGAGCAGGGUAUGCAGGGAUUGGGCCUCGAGAUGGGUGGAAACACCCAACAGCAACAGCAGCAGCAGCAUCAUCAUGAGAAAGAGACGACGUCAAAUAGUGUCAAUUCCAAGGCUACCCACCACGAUCACCAUCCGCAUCCGCCGAAAGAAAGUAUCCCCAAAAAGAUGACAUGGGCCUCAGUGGCUUCGCAGCCCGCCAAACCACAGGUGAACACAACCACGUCAACGGUGAAGAAGAAGGGACCCGGAAUGCCACCACCACCGAUGGUGCCGGGUAAGCACAAUCUCGACAUUGGGACAUGGGACUCGCCAUCGAAGAAUGGACCGAUGAUGGUUCCGCCCCCAGUGGUCACUGCGCCACCGCCACCAGUUGCCCCGUCGCCCCUGGUGAACAAUCAAAAGGCCUCGGGUCAGCAUCAACCAGCACCCAGCACUUCCAACAAUCAUCCGGGCAUGGGACAGCCGCAGCAGCAGCAGCAGAAUCCCCAGCAGAUGCAUCAUCAGGGGCCGCCACAGCAGCAGCCACAGCAUCAGCAGCAACAGCAGCAGCAGCAGCAGCAGCAACAACAACAACAACAUGGGCCAAGUGAUGGACCAAAUACAAAUCAAAAUAUGCGCCCAGCCUGGCCAGGACCCAAUCGUCCCAUGCAGGGUCAUCCCAACAUGAGUAUGCCACCACCUCAUCAGAGAUCCAUGGGACACGGUGGGCAAGGACCACCGAUUAUGAUGUCGGGAGGAUAUCAAGGACCACCACCGAGUCAUCAGCAAGGGAUGCCACCACCGCAAGGCAAAAUGCCACCAUCGCCAUCAGGAAUGUCAGCCAGCAACAUGCCCAAUCCGAAUGUUCUUGAGCAGUUGCGUGAUAAGAAUAACUACAAUCCGCUGGAGCUGGACCUCGAUAAAGUUGCACUGGCGAGAUUUUUCGUGAUUAAAUCCUACUCGGAGGACGAUAUACAUCGUAGUAUUAAAUAUGAAAUCUGGUGCUCCACUGAACAUGGCAAUAAGAGACUCGAUCAGGCGUUUCGUGAGCGUGAACGUGAAGGUGGUAUAGUGUUUCUUUUCUUUUCCGUGAAUGGUUCUGGGCACUUUUGUGGCAUGGCCCAAAUGAUAAGUUGUGUGGAUUACAAUUCAAAUUCGAGUGUUUGGUCGCAGGACAAGUGGAAGGGUACAUUCAAAGUGAAGUGGGUGUAUGUUAAGGAUGUGCCCAAUAUGCAAUUGAGGCAUAUCUGUUUGGAGAACAAUGAAAAUAAAUCUGUGACAAAUUCGCGUGAUACACAAGAAGUUCCACAUGCCAAAGGACUUCAAGUAUACAAAAUUAUUCAUGCGUACAAACACACAACGUCAAUUUUUGAUGAUUUCAUCCACUAUGAGAAGCGCCAGGAGGAGGAGGAUUCGCGCAAACAUCUUGAACCACCUCCGCCAAGUCAUCAUUCGUAUGAUCGACACUUUGGCAAUCACAAUAGUCCAUACGAUAAGUCACACCAUGGAUAUGAACGUGGUGGUGGAGGCUACAAUAAACCACCAAUGAAGAACUACAAUAGAGGUGGCGGAUACGAUGGAAAGCACCAGCAACAAUACAACAGUUACGACAAUCGUCGUCCACCGCCACUCAAAGAUCACUAUGACGGCGGGUAUCAUCCCCGUGAUCAAGGACCAUCAGACUAUAACAAUGGUCGCAACAACAAUCGUGAGCCGCGUCCGAUGGAACGCCACGAUGGUGCUGGCGGCUACAAUAAUCGUGAAGGCGACGGUGGACGCGGAAUGGGCCAUAGAAACUAUCAUAGGAGUGGACGCGGUUCCGGAGGUGGAAACAGAGGACAUCGCAAUUAAAGCGUUUUCUUGGCUCUUUCUUUUGCCAAAUACGAUUGCAACAGCAAAAAAAAAAAGAUUUGAAUUGAGUGUUUUUUUCUUUCGCCUAAAAAAAAAACAAGCAACAGCAUCAAUUGGAGAGAGAUAAUCACCGCGAAGAACUGUAUUAAGAGAAAAUCACCUAAUAAAAAAAAGUGAAUUAAAAAAAAAAAACAUUUUGAGAGAACUAUUGACAAAAGAAUGUUUCCUAUAAAAAGUAACAAGUUUAAAAAAAAUCAAUAAUUGCAUCAAUAACUAGUAAAAACAAAAGAAGCAUAAAAACUAAUUCUCAGUGUCCUUCUCAAAAUAUGAUGAACAUAAUAGAUGGAAUAUUGCUCUCAGUACUAAGAACUGAUGUUGUGUAACUUUUUGUCCAAUUCAACGAUGUUUUAUCAAAAAAAUAUGAAAAAAAAACUUAGUCAUAAAGUGCGUCGUGGGAGCAAAGUUAAAUUAAAAAAAAAAGAAGAAAAAUGUGAAAAAAAAUCGCGUGUGACAAAAUCAAAUGCUAACAGGGGACAUGUUUUUAAAUAAAAAGGAGCAACUCUAAUCGAAAUAAUUGUGCAAGUGAAAGAAAAAUUUCGUUGGUUUCCUAAUAGCUGAUAAAUAAUAAUAAUAAAAAAAAUGAGUUCAAUAGUUGUGCAAGAAUUCAAAACUUUUUUAACAUUUCAAACCUACAGCAUAAAAAAAAGAUGAACGCUGAAUUUUUGAAAAGGAGACUUCAAAGUGAAUUUGUUGAGUGUAGUAAUUGAAGGAAAAAAAAACAAAAAAAAGGAAAUGUGUUGGAAUUUUUCUUCCUUUUCGCAAGACAGUGUUUGUAUAUUUCAGGACUUCAACACGUUUAUAGUAACAACAAAAAAAGAACCACGCAACUCGCCGACAGGAGCAACAAAAAUUCUUCUCUUCGUUUUAUACAAAAAAAAUAAAAGAAAUACAAGAAAUGAAAAUCAAUCUUAAAGUUAAGUCUUAAAAUAAUGUCAUGAAGUAAACAAUUUAUUUUGUACGUACAAUUAAGUCUGGUUAGAAAUAAAAGAAAAAAAACAAGAAUGAUUAAAAAUAUAUUCUCUGUGAAUGAGAUUGAAAAAAAGAAAUGAUUGUACACUCUAAGAAUUUUUAAUGUUUAAGAAAAAGUGAAUAGAAUGACGAAAAAUUGGUCAGUCAUUUGAAAAAAUAAAAAAAAGAAUUUAUGCACUCUUGUAAUUCUUUGCUAGAAAGGGGCUUUUUCACUAAAAUCUAUUUAAAAAUUCGGUUUCAUGAAACUUUUAAAUUUUUUUACUAAUUGCGUGCAACUACACAGGGCUCUCCGAUCAUCUGCUAAUUGGGAUCAAAAAUGACAGAAAAACAUGUGAAAAAUCUGCGCCAUUCCAUAGAAAAAUCCUCAAGAUGUGUCAUCAUUUCCUCAUCGAAAAAUUCUCCAUCGGGUACUUAGGGAAAAGUAGGGGGAGGCUAAAUAAAAAAAAUACUGAAUUGGCAUGUAACGCAACUUCCUAGGGAAUCUUCCCCAUCUCGGGGGAGAAAAUUCCUCCAGGAUCUCCUUGAGAAAUCCCCAGUAAUAUGGCACAGAAAAACGAGGAUUUUUCUUAAGGAAAUCCCGGGUAACUUUCCCAGAAUGGUGAGGAAACUGAGAGAUUUUACCUAGGGAUAUAUUCGUUCCCCUGAAAAAGUGAGAGGUCGGAAAAACUAGGAGACUUCUCAAAAAAUCCCUGGGAAUUCUUUGGGAAAGAUCGAGAAACUUAAGGAUAAUUCUCAGGAAAAUCCUUGGGAAAACCAUAAAGAAAUCCCCACAUUUUUUCCUUUUUGAUUUUUUUCCUUUAUUAUUUCUUGAUCGAGAAACUUAAGGAUAAUUCUCAGGAAAAUUCUUGGGAAAACCAUAAAGAAAUCCCCACAUUUUUUCCUUUACUUUUUGAUUUUUUUCCUUUAUUGUUUCUUGAUCGAGAAACUUAAGGAUAAUUCUCAGGAAAAUUCUUGGGAAAACCAUAAAGAAAUCCCCACAUUUUUUCCUUUACUUUUUGAUUUAUUUCUUAUCUCUGUUACUUCUUUUUCUUUUGGGUCUCAUCAAUUUUUUGCCUUUUUUCUACCUUAUCCUUUUUGUUACUCAUUUGAUGACUCGUGUUAUGGUGCUCCCUUACAUGGCUGCUUGAAUUCCCCUAUUCAUUUAUGAAAUAUUCGAUAUACUUUAUGAGCUUUGCAACCAGAAAACCAUCUCGCCCGAAGUAUAAGCUUAACUUUUACAUAAUUUCUCCCAGGAUUUCCCCUGAACUCGCCAAGGAAUUUUCAUGUAUCUCCGGAAGGCAUUUUCGUCUUACGGGGAGAAUUUUCCCCUAUAUUUCCCUGGGAAUUCUUCGAGAAUGGUCUGGAAAAUUCAAAAACCUUUCCCCGGGAAAUUAGUAGAAAUCCUCUAGGAAUAGCCAGGGUAUUUUCACAAACACUACGUCAAAACAACGUCUGAUGUUUUUUAGAGGAAAGGUUAUUCUACAAUUUGGGGUUAUGUUUGACUUAAGCUCAAAGAAAAAGGUUAUCUCAUAAUUGUAAAUUUCCAAAUUAAAUGUAAAAUUUUGUCUUAUGAGGGUCCUUCCCCCCAUUUUUUUCUUUGUUAUGGCUAUUAAUCACACAUUCUUCCACGUUUCAAGGAAAUUCUAUCAACCAAAUAUAUCUUGAAUUUUUUAGGUUAGGUUAAAAAUUGCUUAAGUUUUUUUGAGUUAGCCUAUUAGACAAAUAAGAAAAUGAUACCGUUUAACAUAAUUCCUAAAAUGAAACAGAUUUUGGUAUCCCAGAAGUUACGGUACACAAUAAUUCAUAGGUUUGUAGGGCUCCUAACCUCAAAAGAAAUACAUAACCUUUGAAGUGAAAAGAAAUGGAUAUGGCUAAAACAGGUGGCCACCAAAGAAUCCCAAAAUCCUGAAAGGGUGUCAAAAUACUGAUAGUCAUAAUCUUGAAUAGUUAAAAUCCUGAAAGUAUUGCGAGAGUAACAAUGACACUUUUACCGGUUCCGAAUUUUGAUCUUCAGGAUUUUGGCUUUUGAGAUUUUAAGCGGGAUCCGUGUGAAAUAUCCAGUUGGUAAGCGAAAAAUAUAAUUGGAAGGUUUGAAACAAUUUUCAAUGUACCAAAAAUAUUUAAAUGUCAAGUAUAUUUUGAUACUUAGCCUUAUUCUCUUAUUUGAACUCUUAAAUUGUGGUUUGUCUAACCUCAAAAAAUUCCAAUAUAUUAUUUGAAUACUUUUUCAAAUCUUGCUUAUUUUAGAAUUCAAGAGUUUUAAGAGACAAAUCAAUUUUGUACGUUUUAUACAGUAGACUCUCUCUCAAUCGGGCAUAUGGGGCAAAAUGUCAUCCAUAUCGAGAGAUUUGAACUUUAAAAUCAUUGUAAAUUCCACAAAAAAUGUUCAUUUAUAAAGAAUCAUGAUAAAAUAGGAAGAACUACAGCGAAUUUGAGCAAAUUACCUUCAUAAUUAAACGUGAAAAUUGUCAAAAAAAUUUUGCACCCGAUUGAAAAAGAGCCGAUUGAGCGAGAGGAUACUGUACAUUUUUUAAAGAUCUUCUUUUAAAUAAAAAUGUCAUAACCUCAAACAGCUUUAUAGAGGUUGGAACACUCCUGAAACUAUAAUGAUUGAGUUGUCUCUCACAUAAUCAAAAUGAAUUUUCUAAGCUAAUUUAGGAUAUUUUAUGUACCAAAUAUCGCCUUACUUUUGAGAUAAUAUAAUACAAUACACAUCUAAAAGUAACCUUUUUGAAUAGUAAAAUAAAACAGUCUAAUCGGGAAAAGAAAUUAAAAAUUUAUAAUAUUUUUCCUUUUUAGAAUUCAAGAAACAUUUCAGAAACGUACUUUCUACAAAAAAGGUACUCAAUUUAAUAAAAAUGCUGUUUUGGAUAUGUUUUCUCGUGUAUCUUGGAUAAAUCAUUCAUCAAAAUAGAUAGAUUUUUAUUCCCAAUGCUCUGAUUCCUCCUUGGAUACGACAGCCUUUAUCUUACCAAUACGGGCCUCUCUGAAUAAAUCACACAAAAUCUCUUUUAUAUACUUUCAGUGUUAUUCAUACGAACUAGUUGAUUUCUGAAUACAAUUUUACUAAAUUCUUCUUAUUUAUUACGGCCAGGAAGAAGAAAAAGAGCCACAAUUCGUUUAAAAGGCACAAUGCAACCAAAAAAUUAAAAUAUUUCUGGAUUUUUAGAGCUUAAUAUAGCACAACAAUUAAUUUUUCUAUAGGUCCACAGAUUAAUUGGGAAAAUUUUAGGUUAUGUUAGGCUUAACCUCAAAAAAUUCAGAACAGAUUCUUUUAGUCCACCGAAGUAACUAGCAAAAGAAUUUUCAAUCAAUAAUUUAUCCGUGACAAAAAAAAAUUAUAAAAUGUUUUUUAAUUUAUAUUUUAAGUCUUAUCAAAUUCUAACCUCGUCAGAAUAUAAAAUCAUCGCCAUAAAAAACUGUUUCCGUAAAAUUUAGCAAGUUCUAAAAUGAAAUACCUAACGAUUUUUAAUUAGUUGUAGGAAAAAAAAACCCAUGUUGCAUUGGAGAUGGAGAUUUUCUUUUAUGAAAUAACCUUUUUAUGUAGUCCGAUCAUUCAUAACCUUAUAUUUUAGAUUAAUCUUAUUACAGCAGAAAACAAUCAGGGUAUGAAUUCUGAGAUACGUGAGUUUUUCACGUGAGUAACUCACGGCUUUUUACGGCGUUAUCACACUUGCACAUUAAAAUUUUAAUGUGAUUCAUAUUAAUUGUCGCUUGUGAGCGUCCAAAUUUGUUAUUUGUGUCUUUGAGUCACUUAAUAUUUGGGGUUAUUCUAUUUAUUGAUAAAGAAGUGGACUUGGCAUGGAAAAAAUAAGUUUUAAUUUACCUAAAGCAUAAAUAUUUUUCACAUUAAAAAAAUUAAAGAAGAAAUCGCAUUAAUUUUUCGCAUUAAUGCUAUAAAUCAAAUUAGAUCAUAUUUUGCGGGCCAAGUCUACCUUUUUAUCAACAAAUAGAUCAAAUUUUGAAUAUAAAAUGAUUCAAACACACAAAUUACACAUUUGGACUCAUCAGCGACAAUUAAUGUGAAUCAUAUUAAAAUUUUAAUGUGCAAGUGUGAUAACACAGUUAGAUCGUCUUUUGUAAGAGUUUCAUUAAGUUUUCAUGUGAACUGUCAUGAGAAACACUUACAGUACAGAAUGCACAGUAAAGUUUUUACGAAAGCUUCACAAGGCGCUAACUAAAGGUGGUUUCAGAGCCGUGAAUUUCUCACGUGAAUAACUCACGCAUCUCAGAAUUCAUAACCAGGCCAAUAAUCUAAACCUUUUAUGAUCCGUAUAAUUGACUAAACAAGGAAACAAAGCUGACUUUAAAAUUUCAGAGUGAUUCCUUUUAGGUUAUGUAAUUUUGAGGUUAUUUUUAACAUAACCUCACAAUUGUAAUAUAAUCCUUAUUGUCUUCAAGAGAAUAUUUUCUUUGUUGCACGCAACGUAUCUUUUUAAACUUUAUUGGAUUAUUCUUGAUUUUUACCGAAGGUUUUGCUGCAAAAUCCCCCUUAAAGACCACAAAAAUCGCUACGAUGAGAAGGAAAAAAACCGAAAAGAAGUUUUAAGAAAAAAAAACAUUGUCAAAAUUAUCUUUAAAAGAGUAAUUUAAACUUAAAGUUAAAUAUCUAAUUAAAAAAAUUAUCAUGUCCAUUUCAUAUUAAAAAAUUAAAAUAAUAUAAAAAUAUUAAAAAAAAAAUUUGUCCUCGAAUGGACAAAAAUAUUGUGAAAUACUAAAAUUUGUUCAUUUAAAAAAAAACUUUUUGCAUUGAGACUGCAAAGGAAGAUUGAUAAAAUACAAAGUGUAUAAUUUUUGUAAAUUAUUUGCAAGGAAAAAAAACAAAAAAUAAAGAAUAUGAAUAGAGUUAUUGCUUGUAAAAUUGAAAUAAAAAUGAGACGAUAAAAGAAUACACAGAUAAACAAUAAGUACAAAUUUGUUGAAAAAAAAAGAAAUCCCAAGUAAAGAAUAACUCCAAUAGAACCAUUAUUUUUUUUCUAAAUAGACAUUAUGGGAACCUUUUUCUUUAGUUUCGUUUUUUAGAAAUGAAACAUUUUAAGUAAAUCGUUACAAAUCGAAAUUUUCUAAAUAGAUCCCAAAUAUCUUCAUUUUUUAAAUAGAAAAGAGAAAGGAAAGUUUAAGAAACAGAAAGAUGGUUAGAGAGUGCAAAUUAUAGAAAAGGAAAGUUAAUAAAAAAAGAAAACGGAAAAUAUGUUUGUGGCCUUUGAUUUACUCAACAAAUAGAUUCAAUUUGCAAAUUGAUCACGAUCUAGUUCUUUUCUUAGAAAGAGUGGCAUUAGUGUCAAGAUGAGACAAAAAAAAAUCUAGAGAAAAAAACAAUAUUUGUGUAAAAAGAUUAAUAAGCUUGACAUCCCGUAUCAAUAUUAUUUUCUAAUUUAAUAAAAAAGAAGAGCUAAAAAGUAAUUUUUACACCUCUUAGAAAAUGCAAGUGAUUAGGCAUGUAUUUUUUAAACUAACAAUAUUUUUUCCUCAGUCUUCAAUAACAAUUUUAUGUAUUAGAAAAACACAGACAAUGUUUAUCUUAUAUGAAUUUUAGUUACUUAGAGAGAGAGAUGAAAAAGAAGCAUAGAAUAUUAUUAUGAAAACUUUGGACUAUAUUGCAAGAGAGGACUAAUAAAAAAAUGUGAAUUAUGAUUGUUUACACUAUAUUAUUGUAAAAUUGAGAAUGAUACAGCAGAGAAAAUUGAUUUAAAAGAAAUAUAUUGCAUAUGAUUUGAGAAACGAAUAACAAUUAUAAAGAGAAUUAAUCGAAGAAUGCAUAAAGAAAGAAAAUAUAAGCGAAAAGUAAGAAAUUAUAAA
Messenger RNA from Phlebotomus papatasi, 9330 nucleotides. Its product is annotated as YTH domain-containing family protein 3-like. The record is from RefSeq and is a predicted model, not a curated record. NCBI's taxonomy places the organism in Eukaryota, Metazoa, Arthropoda, Insecta, Diptera, Psychodidae. Gene Ontology annotation, biological process: mRNA destabilization. Gene Ontology annotation, cellular component: cytoplasm. Gene Ontology annotation, molecular function: N6-methyladenosine-containing RNA reader activity; mRNA binding. The coding region runs from base 229 to 2523 and encodes 764 amino acids. The transcript has 9 exons.